AUGAGCCAUACCUGCUGCUCCACAGGCUGCCAGUUGUCCUGCGGCCCACCCCCGUGCUGCGUCCCCACCGUCAGCUGCUCACUCUCGGGCUGUGGGAGCUCCUGGUGCCGCCCAGUGUCCUGUGUGACUCUGCUAUGCCGGCCUGUGUGCGGCGUGGCCAGCUCCUGCCAGUCACCCUGUGGGGCUGCCAGCAGCUGCUCCAGUGGAUGCCAGUCUCUGUGCUGCCCCGUGGCCUGUGGCCAGGCCCCCUCCUGCAGUUCAGUCUGCUGUGGGCCCACCCCCUGUCAGGUGACCUGCUGUUUGCCUGUGAGCUGCAAGCCCGCUGUGUGUGUGCCUGUUAGCUGCAAGCCUGCUGCGAGUGUGCCUGUGAGCUGCAAGCCUGCCAUGUACCUGGUCCCUUCCUGCCAGUCUUCUUGCUGCCGCCAGCCCUCCUGCCCCAUCCUUGCCUGCAGACCCAUCACCUGUGGCACCCCUUCUUGCUGCUGAACACAUAUCUCCAAACCAGCCACUUCCUAUGCAAGUGGGGCCAUACCUGUACCUCUCCCUCUUGGAGCAAAUCAUUGGUGGUCCACCCAGUUAUAUGCAUUGAAGCAAUGAAAAGCAUGCUCAGUGAACCCCUGAACGCUCAGGAGAGAAUGUGUCAGAACCAUUUGGACCCCUCCCUGACCCUGUGAAUCCCCUCAGAGAAGUCUUGGUGCCCAGGAGCCCUUCUAUGAUUCCAAUAGGAAGCCAAACCCCACAUCAUAUCAGUCAAAUAAAUCACGCUUUUCCCACGCAGCUCUCUGUUUCUUGUGUUUCUUUUAUAUUUCCAUGUUUUCUGUGUC
Messenger RNA from Loxodonta africana (African savanna elephant), 824 nucleotides. RefSeq names its product keratin-associated protein 12-1-like. The transcript has a single exon. The record is from RefSeq and is a predicted model, not a curated record. NCBI's taxonomy places the organism in Eukaryota, Metazoa, Chordata, Mammalia, Proboscidea, Elephantidae. Bases 1 to 486 code for a protein of 161 amino acids. Gene Ontology annotation, cellular component: keratin filament.